Messenger RNA from Pecten maximus, 1607 nucleotides. Its product is annotated as tryptophan 2,3-dioxygenase-like. The transcript has 14 exons. Lineage: Eukaryota; Metazoa; Mollusca; Bivalvia; Pectinida; Pectinidae. The record is from RefSeq and is a predicted model, not a curated record. The coding region runs from base 371 to 1522 and encodes 383 amino acids. Gene Ontology annotation, molecular function: heme binding; metal ion binding; L-tryptophan 2,3-dioxygenase activity.
ACUUACUCUAAGCCUGAGCUUUCCUGUGAAGCCAUAGUUUGACACGAGCACACCUAACAUAACUAGGGAAAUGUCCCUACACGAGGGCAUCUGAUAACUCGAUAUAUACCCGCUUCUAUUGUCUGUGAUCUGUCUAUUGUAUAACAGAAGUCAUGAAUACACGUGACCGAUAUAUGUCAUGGCUCACGUGUCAGUAGAUUUGUCUGCCUUUCAAAUUUGUCCCCAGUACAGAUUUACAACCACAACAACACUUGUCUGCUUGAGCGAAACCAUAAGCUGCCGGUCAGUGUAUUAAAUACCCUGGCGUACUGUGGAACAUUCACCAGGUACAGACUAAACUUAGUGGUGGAAGUGUGCGAUCCCAAACAGGAUGUCAGAAGAAGAUUCGAAUAAGAACAAACCGAAGCUGUAUGGCGAAUAUCUGCAGUUGCCGAGUCUGUUGAAAUGUCAGAGCAUGACUAGUGAGGAGGCGGGAAAGCCAGUCCAUGACGAGCACUUGUUUAUCAUCACACACCAAGCAUACGAAUUAUGGUUCAAACAGAUACUCUUUGAAUUGGACUCGGUCCGAGAUAUUUUUACAGCACCGGUCCUUGAUGAGGGUAAAACACGACAUAUUAACAAUCAGCUUGGACGUGUUACACUUAUAUUUAAGCUCUUGGUUGACCAGUUCCUCAUCCUUGAGACCAUGACCCCACUCGACUUUCUAGAAUUUCGAACACACCUUGCCACUGCAUCUGGGUUCCAAAGUCUUCAAUUCCGCUUAAUUGAAAAUAAACUUGGUCUUAAAGAGGAAAGUCGUAUUAAGUACAACCAGCAGCAUUACAUGAAGGUAUUCAAUGACCCUGAGAACAUAGAGAAGUUACAGGACUCCGUCUCCAGUCCCUCUCUACUAACACUGGUCGAGCGUUGGUUGGAGAGAACACCCGGACUGGCGAAAACUGAGUUCCAUUUUUGGGAGAGAUACCAAAUCGCCGUGAACCGGUGGUUGGAGGACCAAUGGCUACACCCAGCUAUGGAUGAACAGGAUCCUCAAGUGAAGGAAACACUCAUGGCAGAAUACCAAAAACAAAAGGACAGCUUUGAUACUGUCUUCGACCCGGAGAAACAUCAGAUAUCAAUGGAACGAGGUGAGCGGAGACUAAGUCACAAGGCGUUCCAGGGCGCCCUGAUGAUCUCUCUGUAUCGGGAUGAGUCACGCUUCAACCAACCGUUCCACCUUCUCACCCUCCUCGUGGACAUCGACUCUCUCAUGACAAAAUGGCGAUAUAACCACGUGAUGAUGGUACAGCGGAUGAUCGGCAGUAAGGUGGGCACAGGAGGGUCCUCUGGGUACCACUACCUCCGCUCUACAAUCAGCGACAGAUACAAAAUAUUCCUAGAUCUGUUCAACUUGUCAACGUUCCUGAUCCCACGUGACUACAUACCACCACUUACCACAACGAUGAAGAGAACGCUCAGCUCCGUCCUAAUGGAAGAUUAUAUCGAGGACGAGGUCAGGGUGAGCAAGGAGUAUACAACAUGAGUGACAAUAUGUUGGAUGUUACUGUACAUACAUGGAUUAAACUUACGUUGUAUAAUAAAUAAAUAAAUGGACUGAAAUAUGUUAA